GGAUCACCGAAGAUGCGAUUUUUCACGACGAUCUCCGCCUUGCUCAUGCUUGGCCUUGCCGCCGUCUCUGGCGCCACCAUUGAAGAAGAAGAAAACGUCCUCGUGUUGACAGAUGAUAACUUCGACGAAGCUGUCACUUCCAAUGAAUUCUUGUUGGUGGAGUUUUACGCCCCUUGGUGCGGCCAUUGCAAGUCGUUGGCCCCCGAAUACGCCAAGGCAGCCUCUGCGUUGUUGGAACACGACCCUCCCUUCCGGAUUGCCAAGUUGGACGCGACCGCACAUUCCAAGACCAGCGAAAAGUACGGCGUCUCUGGUUACCCGACCUUGAAGUUCUUUAAGGGGGACGUUGACCCGACUGCCGUCAAGGCAUUCACUGGUGGUCGUACCGCUGACGAAAUUGAAAAGUGGGUGAUUAAGAACUCUGGCCCCGCGGUGAAGAUCAUUGAAAGCGCUGAAGAAUUGGAAAAAUUGACUGAAGCCAACGAUGUUGUCGUGUUAGCCCAUAUCGAUUCGGUCACUGGUACCCAAAAGGAUAUCUUGGAAAAGGUCGCAGACGGUGAAGAAGUUGCCGUCAUUGUUGCCACCACCGAUGCUUCGUUGCACGCUGAUGUCAAGACUGCCGGUUCGGUUGUCUUGUUCAAGAAGUUCGACGAGAAGAAGGUUGUGUAUGAAGGUGAAUUCAACAAGCAGGACAUCUCUGCUUUCGUCGCCGACAACAACAAGCCUCUUGUCAUGGUGUUCGCCCAAGAAAAGGCUUCGCAAAUCUUUGGCGGUAACAUUCAAGUCCACAUGCUCGUGUUUGCCGAUUCGUCCAAGGACUACUACGAAACCCUCGUGCAAUCGGUGACUGAAACCGCUGCCGCCAACAAGGGCAAGAUCUUGCAUGUGGUUGUUCCUCCCUCUGAAACUCGCAUUGUCGACUAUUUCAGCUUGAAGGAAGCUGAUAUGCCUGCAAUCAUUUUGGUGAACAUGGCCGCUGGCAUGAAGAAGUACCCUUACCCUGUCAAGGCUGCCGAGCUGACUGAAUCGUUGACCACUGCCACCUUGUCCAAGUUCGAAGCCGACUACUUGUCGGGCGAGUUGAAGCCUACCCUCAAGUCGGCGGAACCGUACGACGACAGUAACGAAGCCGUCAAGGUUAUCUCGGGCAAGGAAUUUGAAUCCCGCGUCAUUGACAACAAGAAGGACGUGUUGUUGGAAUUCUAUGCUCCUUGGUGCGGCCACUGCAAGUCGUUGGCCCCCAAGUACGACGAAUUGGCCGAAAACUUUGCGUCCGUCGAGAGCAUUAUGAUUGCCAAGAUGGACGCUACCGAAAACGAAGUGGACCACCCCAACGUCGACGUCAAGGGCUUCCCCACCAUCUUUUUCUUCCCCGCCAACGACAAGGCCAACCCCAUCCCGUAUGAAGGUGCCCGCGACGUCGCUGGAUUCACUGAAUUCUUGAAGAAGCAUGCCACCAAGUUCACCUUGGACGGUGAAACCCACGGUGUAGACCACGAUGAACUUUAAACUAUAGGAACACUGGAGACAUUGCUUGGUAAUAUAGUGUUUGCGGCGCCA
Molecule: messenger RNA, 1560 nt
Organism: Aphanomyces invadans
Lineage: Eukaryota; Oomycota; Saprolegniomycetes; Saprolegniales; Verrucalvaceae
Product: protein disulfide-isomerase domain
Exons: 1
Coding region: 13-1509 (498 amino acids)
Biological process (GO): protein folding; response to endoplasmic reticulum stress
Cellular component (GO): endoplasmic reticulum
Molecular function (GO): protein disulfide isomerase activity
Source: RefSeq, a predicted model, not a curated record